This is a messenger RNA of Capsella rubella, 2029 nucleotides long. RefSeq lists its product as uncharacterized. The coding region runs from base 326 to 1747 and encodes 473 amino acids. The transcript is spliced from 3 exons. NCBI's taxonomy places the organism in Eukaryota, Viridiplantae, Streptophyta, Magnoliopsida, Brassicales, Brassicaceae. The record is from RefSeq and is a predicted model, not a curated record.
GAGAGAUUAAAUUAAAAUCUAAAGGCAUAGGAGAUCGGUUGAUGAUUCGCCUCGCUUCUCUUCAAUCCUCCUCAAGAGCUUUCUCUCUUACUUCUCCUUUCGUGAUUGAAAGCUUCAAUUUUUAUUUCUGGGUAUCUUGCAGCAAAGUGGUUCCCUUCUGAUUUCAUUUCGUUGCUUUCAACCAUUGCAAUCGAUUCUGAGUUCUGCAAGUCUGAUACAAGUCUCUCUAUGUUUGCUGUAAAUGAUUGGUUUUUGAGUUAGGCGUUAGAUUUGAUUGUAAAGGUCAGAUUUUUUUCUGAGAUUUGGGAAUUAGGUGUAUAGUUUGAUGGCAGGAAAUGGAAUACCAACAUUGGGUCGUGUAAAGGUUUGUGAUUUAGCUCCUAGUGAAGGUUUACCUUCUGAUUCAUACAAGUUAGCAGUGAGUACAUUGUCUCAGUCUCUAGCACAGUACUCUGCAGUCAUUAUUCAGUUUCCAACUAGUGAUGGAGCUCUACUUAGAUCUGGUCUUGAUUCUGCUCGGCUCUAUUUCCAUCAGAGAGAUUCAUAUCCAGCUUCUAAUGAUAUGAUCCAUAGUAAUGAUUCGCGUGAAUGGUGUAAGACCUCUGGUUACUAUGCAGAUCCUCAGUCUUGGCAAGAGUUUUACGAGUAUAGACCUGGUUUGACUCCUGUUGAGGCUACUAAUUCUAUGGACUUCCCUCCUGCUGCUUUGCCUGAUGUAUUUGCUUUACUUGGAAAAGCUGCUCGUGUUGUUCUUGAUGCUAUUGGUUUUUAUUUGAACUUGAGAAGUUGUCCGUUUACUGAGAUUCUUGAUAAUGUUCCUUUGAGGAAUAAGGAGAUUUCGUCUUCUGUGUUAUCGGUUUGUUGUUAUGGUAGGCCGUCGUUUCAUGGAGCACAGCAUCAUAAUUUAACUGAAGACGAGCAGCUUAUUUUGUAUUCGGACCAUGAUCACCAGCUAGACAAGAGUCUGAUCUCGUUUGUGAAAUCAGAUAAGGCAGGGUUGCACAUCAGGGACAUGCAUGGGCAAUGGGUUUUAGUUGAUAUGGAUCUUGGUCCUCAAGAGGCUGUUGUAUUCCCGGGGCUAGCUCUUUACCAGGCUACAGCGGGGUAUGUGAGUCCUGCAGUGCAUAGAACAGAUAUAAACAGUAUGCAAGGAAGUAUAGAAGGGAGGUUCUCGUUGACCUUCAAACUCAUGCCAAAAUCAAUGACCAAUCUGAGUUGCUCAGAGAUGACAGCAGCAGGUCAUGGUGUUGAAGCUCAGUUUCAGCUCCCUGUUUCAGUCGAUGACUUCAUGCAGAGACCUCACUCAAAUGAUGAACUCUUUAACAGACAGACUUUGCAAAGCUUCAGCGUCCCUCAAUCCCAGGAUGGGUCAAUGAAACAGCUGAAAAAGCGGAGGAAGAACGAUUCCAGAUGCAAACCACUACCACCAUCAAAGAGGCUGAGAUUAGAGGCACAGAGAGUUCUGAAGGAACGAGUUCAGGAGAUUGCAGACAAAAAAGGAAUCAAGCUCAGAUUCUGCAACCUCAAGGAGUGCGAGAACAACCACAAUGUAAUGAACAGCCCUUGUGCUAAUAUUAAAAGGGAGAUUGGGUGGCCACACGGAGUUCCAUUUGUUCAUCCUCACGACCUCCCCAAUAAAGCUAAAAUCGGUUUCCUUGAGACAUAUGAACCAGGAUGGUCUGAAACACAUGACAUGGAGCUGAGUCUUUCUGAAAACGCUCAGGGGAACCAACACGUGACUAACUGAUAUGAGACGAUGAGCGUACCGGUUCUGGUCCCUUGUGUUACUUGACUGUUUCAGGUCAGUUUUCAUCUAUGGAACAGCAAGAGUAGAUAAGCUCAAAACAGUUUAUAUGUUUAGAGAGCUUAUGUUAAUUUUUGUAAAGUCUCGCAUGUGAGAUGAUAAUGAUGGAAGAGCUAGGAUGAUGAUGUACUAGUCUCUCUUAUGGUGUGUAUGUAUGGUGAUUGGUUAAGGAAUAAAGGUAUCGAUCUCUGUUUCUUAACAAUGGAGAUUUGUGAAUUACUCUUA